Molecule: messenger RNA, 2358 nt
Organism: Saccharomycodes ludwigii
Lineage: Eukaryota; Fungi; Ascomycota; Saccharomycetes; Saccharomycodales; Saccharomycodaceae
Gene: SGV1
Product: cyclin-dependent serine/threonine protein kinase SGV1
Exons: 1
Coding region: 1-2358 (785 amino acids)
Biological process (GO): protein phosphorylation
Cellular component (GO): nucleus
Molecular function (GO): cyclin-dependent protein serine/threonine kinase activity; ATP binding
Source: RefSeq, a predicted model, not a curated record
AUGGAUAACACGCAAUUAAAAGGAGAAACCAAAAACAAUAUUGCUACACCUUCAUCCUCUAUUUCCCAGACAUUACCAUCAAAUUCAUCUACAACGCCCACAGUUACUUCCUCCUCUGUAACUGCCACAAAUCCAGACAACCACGAUAAACCACUACCGAAUCCACUUCCAACAACUUCUUCCGCAUUUAAAUACAAAAUUGGUAAAAUUAGACAAACACCCCCAAUCUUGAAAGAUAUCAAAACGGGUUUAGAAUAUAUUAAAUUGAAUCCCAGGCCAAACUAUAAAUUAUAUGGUGUUACCAAAUUUUCUAAUUGUUACAAAAGCGAUUCACUUCUAGGUAAGGGCACUUUUGGUGAAGUUUAUAAAGGCACCCAUUUAGAAACCCAAAGGACAGUAGCAAUUAAAAAAUUGAUUAUUAAUGCGGAAUCAGAUGUUUUCCCAAUUACUGCUGAACGUGAAAUUGUGAUUUUAAAACAAUUAAAUCAUAAAAAUGUGAUAAAAUUGAUUGAAUUAAUUUAUGAUGCUUCACCUGACACUGACAAAAAUGGCAAUUCUGCUAUACAGAGAGAAACAAAAACACACUAUAAUUCACAUUUCCCCCAUUAUCAACGACAACAACAACAACAACAACAACAACAAGAACAACAACAUGUAACUGGCAAUCAUAAUAAUUUUUCCUCCUCCCCCUCUAUGAAAAAGUCUUUUUACAUGGUUUUGCCAUAUAUGAUUGCUGAUCUAUCAGGGAUUUUGCAUAAUCCACGUAUAACUUUGGAACUCUGUGAUAUCAAAAAUAUGAUGCUACAAAUUUUAGAAGGUGUAAAUUACAUUCAUUGCUGUAAGUAUAUGCAUAGAGACAUCAAAACAGCAAAUAUUUUGAUUGAUCAUAGAGGUGUCUUGAAAAUUGCUGACUUUGGCUUAGCAAGAGUUUAUUAUGGACCACCUCCUAAUUUGAGGUUCCCAGGUGGUGCUGGCUUUAAUGCUCAAUAUACAAGUGUAGUUGUCACGCGUUGGUAUAGGGCACCAGAAUUAGUGUUAGGUGACAAACAUUACACUACUGCUGUCGAUAUGUGGGGUGUUGGUUGUGUUUUUGCGGAGUUUUUCAUUAAAAAACCAAUUUUGCAAGGUUCGACGGACCCUGACCAAGGCCAUGAAAUUUUUAAAUUAUUGGGUACACCUACCUUUCAAGACUGGCCAACAGCCAAAUAUUUACCCGGUAAAACAUUGAUUGAGAAAACUUCAUACCCUUCAACUUUAACUCAAACAUACAGCAAAUAUUUAGAUGACCAUGGAUUGGACUUUUUAAAUAAGUUAUUAUGUUUAGAUCCAUAUAAAAGAAUAACUGCCAUGGCUGCUAAAUCGCACAAGUUCUUUAAUACAGAACCCUUACCCUCAAAAGAGUUGAAAUCACCCAGUGAAGAAAGUCACGAGGCUGAUAUUGCAAGAUUCAACAAAGAAAGGCUCGUACAAGAAGAAAGCUUUAAAAGGGAGAGAAAAAAGGAACAGGAUAUGGCAAAACCACUAAAUCUCCCCGUUGCACCAAGGUCAAAUGGCAGUAAUUUCACAAAGAAGGAAAAUCUGGAGCUUCCCUCUUCUUUUCCUUCAAAAGAUAAAAGCACUUUGAAAGAUUAUCAAAGUAGAAACAAAAGUAAUGACAAAGUUGGUGGCUGUGCCUCUAAAGAUAUUCCCAUGCAGCACAUUAAUAAUGACUAUGUUUUACCUAAAGGAAGAUACAAUAAUAAAAAGGAAAACAUUAAUAAAAUUGGCGACCAAAAUAAAAAAACAUAUAAUAAUCCUCAAGGAUUCAAAUUUAAACUAGGUCAGGAAAUUACAAAAUAUAAUCAGAAAGUUGCUAAUAAUUUCAGCAGACCACCUACUAAUACAAGAUACUCUAAUAGCUAUCAUAAUAAAAAUCCUAGCGAGAAUACCAGCGAAGUUACCAUUUCAAAACCUGUAAGUAAGCCUACUGCAUUCAAAAAAAAUGGUCUUAGCCUCAAUAAUAACACCGGUGUUAGCACUACCAACGCCAGGCACUCACAAUCUGUAGGAAAUUUAAAUGGAAGAUCUUCUUACAGAAACAAAAAUGGGAAUAGUGUCAAUUAUUUAAAUGAUUCUGUAAACUUUAGGGCCUUAAGAACAGACACUUACACUAGUAGUUCAAACUCAAAUGAGGUUCAAUUUUCCUCCCACAAAAUAAAUACUGAGCGCACAUCUAGUACUACCAAUAGUGUUAGUAGUAAUAUCAACGUUAGAGUAAAUAUUAACGAAGCCCAAUCUAAUGAAGAAAAGAAAAAUGAUCAAAAAAGUAGAAGCAAUGCAAAGAAAAUGGAAGGAACAGAUAUAGUUGAUUAUUAUUAA